Physcomitrium patens is the source of this 3787-nucleotide messenger RNA. Its product is annotated as DNA topoisomerase 3-alpha. NCBI's taxonomy places the organism in Eukaryota, Viridiplantae, Streptophyta, Bryopsida, Funariales, Funariaceae. Gene Ontology annotation, molecular function: DNA binding; zinc ion binding; DNA topoisomerase type I (single strand cut, ATP-independent) activity. The record is from RefSeq and is a predicted model, not a curated record. Gene Ontology annotation, cellular component: RecQ family helicase-topoisomerase III complex; chromosome; nucleus. Gene Ontology annotation, biological process: DNA repair; DNA topological change; DNA recombination.
AAAUUGAGCAUGCUUGGGGCCGAAGUCUGUCUCCCGCCAACAUUGGUUCGAAGUUUCGGGGGUUCAGGGUUUACGGGAUCCGUCUUGCCAAUGGUGGAUUGAUGCCCGUGUCUUGGUCGUGAUCCAAUUGCUUCGCAAUUACCAUCGCCGAACAAUUCGGCGUGAGGUUGUUUGUUCAGAAAUAAUAACCUCGCAGAAUGAGAGAGAGAAUUGCCUUCGGGCUUGUCCUUCUGCUCCGUUUGGCGAAAUAGCAGGCGGUUGCCAGGAGAGUGGUGCAAUUUUAUGCGCUUCUGCGGUUUGUCUGUGUGAUAAAUUGUGGUGAAUUGUGGUCGCGGUGCAGUGGGAGAAUAUGUAGCGUAGGUAGAUAUGGAGGAUUUUCUUCUUGGAAAGCGAUGUCUGGCUGUGCAGUUUAGAGAUGACGGUUUGAAGGAGCUGUGGGUUUUAGUAUCAAUGGACACGGGAGCGGGUAGAAACGACAAGGUUUGGGGUUAGGAAGUGUUUUUGAUCUUUGAAAGUGGUGGUUGGAGUCGUCAUUCAUUUUGUUUCGGGAAACUAUGGCUCGUCCUAUUCGAGUUUUGAACGUGGCGGAAAAACCUUCUGUGGCGAAAUCUGUGGCAGUUAUUUUAUCCCGCGGCAAUGUACGGACUCGGAAUGGGAGGUCUGUGUAUAAUAAGAUUUUUGAAUUUGGUUACACUAUUGGAGGGCAACAAUGCGACAUGCUUAUGACCUCGGUGACAGGCCAUCUUAUGGAGCUCGACUUUGAGGAUCAAUUCCGAAAAUGGCAUUCUUGUGAUCCUGUAGAUCUCUUUCAGGCGCCUGUGCGAAAGAAAGUGCCUCAAGAUAAAGUGAAUUUGCAGAAGACUUUAGAAGAAGAAGCUCGGCAUUGUCAAUGGCUCGUGCUAUGGCUAGAUUGUGAUCGGGAGGGUGAGAAUAUCGCGUAUGAAGUAGUGGACGUCUGCCGCGCUAGCAAUGCACGUAUUAACAUCUGGAGGGCGCAUUUUUCUGCCCUCAUUGACAGAGAAAUACAUCAUGCAGUCCAACAUCUAGGUCGCCCCAAUAAGAUGUAUGCUGAUGCUGUUGAUGCUCGCCAGGAGAUUGAUUUGCGGAUUGGGGCAUCAUUCACUCGUUUUCAAACUAUGCUGCUCUCAGAUUCCUUUGUUAUGCCAUUUGGUGAAGAUGACAAGAAGCUUGUACUGAGCUAUGGACCCUGCCAGUUUCCAACUCUGGGAUUUGUGGUGGAACGCUACUGGCAAAUACAAGCUCAUGUGGCAGAGGAUUUUUGGGCCAUUAAGUGUUUUCACAAGGCGGAGGAUGGCAGUGCUGAGUUCUCUUGGGCACGUGGGAGGCUCUUUGAUGAACUUGCUGCCUUCAUUAUUUAUGAAAUGUGUAUGGAGCGGCCUACUGCCACAGUCUGUCAAGUCACUGGACAGGAAAAACGAAAAUUUCCACCUGUUCCUCUCAACACUGUCGAAUUGCAGAAAAGGGCCUCUCGGUAUUUUCGAAUGGGGUCAGAACAAACUAUGAAGGUGGCAGAGGAAUUAUAUCAAGCAGGAUUCAUUAGUUAUCCUAGAACAGAGACAGAUAAAUUUUCUGAAAAUCAAGAUUUGCAGUCUAUAGUGAAUGAACAAAUCGGACACUCUGCUUGGGGUCAGUAUGCACAACGUCUUCUGGACCCUCAACAGCAGUUGUGGAAGCAGCCUGGUGAUGGUGGUCAUGACGAUAAGGCUCAUCCUCCAAUCCAUCCUACUCGUUUUUCCGAAGGUGAAGGCAACUGGACAAAUGAUCACGCGAGAAUUUACGAGCUUGUCGUACGCCACUUUUUAGCCUGCGUCUCUCAACCUGCCAUUGGCUACGGAACCACUGCAACUAUAGACAUUGCUGGAGAGAGGUUCACUGCUACAGGCCUUAUGAUCACAGCAAAAAAUUAUCUUGACGUUUAUCGAUUCGACAAUUGGGGUACUUCUACAAUUCCAAAAUUUGAAGUGGGUCAGCAGUUUAUACCUACUAGGCUGACUUUGGAGGUUGGCAGAACGCAGCCUCCACCUUUGCUCAGUGAAGCAGACCUCAUUAGUCUUAUGGACAAGGCAGGGAUAGGUACAGACGCAACUAUGCACGACCAUAUCAAGAAGUUAUUGGACCGUUGCUAUGCCACAAAAGAUGCUAAUACACGCUUUUGUCCCACAACCCUCGGGGAGGCUUUGGUUAUGGGAUAUGAUAGCAUGGGACAUGAGCUGUGGAAGCCUGAUCUUCGGGCUCUAAUGGAGAGUGACAUGAAAGCUGUGAGCGAUGGUAGGAAAACAAAACCUCAAGUUCUUGAGGCAGCAUUAGAAGGAAUGAAGAGUCUCUUCAUCAGUGCUAGAACGCAGAAGGAAAAGCUGUUGGAUGCGAUGGGUAUUUUUUUUGAAAGGUCUGCAGGUGGAGACGAGCAACGACAAGCAGGAGAAAGAGUGCGACUCUGUCCACUGUGUCAGCAAAAUACCAUGAUUCUUCGGAAGAAGCCGGAUGGCAAGUUUAUGGUCGGAUGCUCCGGUUACCCGAAUUGCAGAAAUGUGGUUUGGUUACCCGGACCUGCGAUUGAGGCAUCUGUGACCAAUCAGCCUUGCAUUUCUUGUGGACCUGGCCAGGUCUUGAAGAUAUAUUUGAAAUUUCGUAGGGGUGAAAUACCUCCCAACUUCGAUGUGGAGCACACAGGUUGUGUGGGCUGUGAUCGGGUUAUCAAGGAGUUAAUUGAAAUUUGUGGGACAGGUCCACGUCCUACUCCAGGCGGCACUGGACCACCAACUGGUCAAUCCUCUAGGCCGGGUAUACCUAGGGCAUUUCCAAAUACUUUCGGCAAUGGCAAUGCAGCUGGUGGAAGUGGCUACAUGUCUGGAAAUAGCAAUGGUUUUGGUAACAACUCUAGUUUUGUGACUGGACGGGAAGCAAGUCAAAGAAAUUGUACAAAUUGUGGGCAGUCGGGACAUUACAAUAUGGAUUGUCCUCGGAAUCAGCAAGGUCGCGUCUCGAACCGCAACCAAGAUCGAAGACGGAAUGACCCAUCCGUGCCUCCUGCUUCAGGAAGGGAAGGAGUACGUUGCGAUUGCGGCAAGCCGUGUAAAUUGCUAACCGCUAACACAGAGGCAAAUCGUGGCAGACGAUUUCACCGUUGUCCUACUGGUGAAUGCGAAUUCUUCCAAUGGGAAGACGCUUCAGCUGUUCACCCUCCAGCACCAGAUCCAGUACCAACUCAAAGAGGUCAAGGGAGAGCUCGAGGUGGUCGAAGGGAGCGAGCAUCGACAAAAACUACAGUAAGAUCCAGGAGUACCAGAACAGUUGUAAGUUCCAGCUCUGGAAGCUCGAGGUCUAGUGGGGCGCGAGGAGGGCAAUCAAAUUCCUCAAGGGGCACCUUUGUUAGCGCAACUGGAGAGUCUGCUGGCUCCUGCUUUAAAUGUGGGCAAAGUGGACACUGGGCAAAUGCUUGCCCCUCUCGAAAUAUGUAGGAACACUGCCGUUUGAGUGUUUUUCUUUCAUGGUAUAUUCGAGUUUUUCAUUUGAAGGGUUCGUUCACUUCAUACUGCAUGUUAAUGCUGUAUGCAUUAGAGGAUUUAGUAACCAUGGCAAAGCUUGUAUCAGCGAUCUUUAUUCCGGUGCAGAUGCAAGGAAGCGGUAAUCGGUAGAUCUGUGGUGGCCUAAUCUGUCAGAAAGCGGUUAUUUUUGCUAUCUGUCCAUGAUGCAAGGCAUCAAUUACAUUUUUUUAAACAAAGUCGUUUGAGGUGGCAACAAUCCCAUCACCAAUUGGAGAACCAAA